AAGCUAAUUAUGAUCUAUCAUUCCAUCAACCUAUUGUUGCUUACUAUAAUAACUAGGAAAUGCAUAGCAUUGAGGUUGAAUGGAUAAGAAUGCAAUUAUCUGUUUCGAAAGUUUUUCUUUUCCACUUUCAUAAGCAUCAGAUGACUGAUUUGUUGUCUUGGAGCAUACCACCACUUUCUGUUGUUGGUCUUAGCGAAGAACAAACAAUACAGCAAGCAAAUGGUGAUAUUCUGGUUUUCACAUCAUCCUUGAAUCCACUGAAGAACACAGUAUCUGGGUGUGCAUUGGUGAUUUGAGAUUUUAUUUUGCUGAUGUUGUGUCUGGAUCUUGAAAUGUGAAGGGAAAAGAAUAGAGAAAUAAACUACUAGAAAUGCCUAAUUUUUCUUUCUCUUGUAUCUUGUCAGAAUUUUUAUGCCACUAAGAUUUUGUGUACAUAAGAAUAUAUUAAUGAAGAUUGU
Molecule: messenger RNA, 458 nt
Organism: Rubroshorea leprosula
Lineage: Eukaryota; Viridiplantae; Streptophyta; Magnoliopsida; Malvales; Dipterocarpaceae
Source: the annotation of a GenBank genome assembly